UUGACUUUGUAUUUUACAAUCAUGGCACGACAACAUGAACAGCUGAAUAUUAGCCUUGAUGAAAACAAUCUUGAAAAAAGUGCACAAGCUAUUUUAGAUGUAAUACGACCUCAAUGGAAAACAGAUAACAUAAAAUUUAAGCAUUUCACCGAAGGUAUAACUAACAAGCUGAUAGGAUGUUAUGAAGCAGACAAAGGAUUUGGUUGUGAUGUGGUGCUAAUACGAAUAUAUGGUGCUAAUACAGAUCUGAUUAUAGAUAGAGAUACAGAGAAAAAUAAUAUUAUAUUUCUGUCAGAGCAUGGGCUGUGUCCGCCUCUUUAUGCUGAGUUUAAUAAUGGUGUGGCUUAUGGAUUCUCUCCCGGACAAACACUGGACCCAGAAUCAGUUAGAAGAUACAGAGUACAAAUUGCCAAGGAGAUGGUAAAGUUACAUUCUUUGAAGCCAAAAUCAGGGUCUCCACCAUCUGCAGGUUUAUUUCCCAAACUUGAGAAGUGGUUGGCUAUAGCACCAACUGGGUAUGAACAACCGGAAAAAAAUGAAAGAUUUAAAAAACAUGUUGGAUCUAUAGAUAGGCUGAUGAAGGAAUAUGAAGAACUGAAGAAGACAAUAGAAUCUUUACAUGCUCCUGCUGUCAUGAGUCACAAUGAUCUCUUGUUAAAAAAUCUAGUUUAUGAUCAAGCUACAGACAAAAUAAGUCUUAUAGAUCACGAGUAUGCAAUGUUCAAUUACCAACCUUAUGAUAUAGGAAAUCAUUUCUGUGAAUAUGCAGGUGUAGAUGAGGUAGAUUUCAGCAGGUACCCAAACAAAGAGUACCAGUUAUCGUGGCUACGUACAUAUUUAGAAGAAUGGAAUAAACAAAACAAUAUUAAAUCUGCUGUGACUGAUGAAGAGGUUGAUAAGCUGUACAGACAAGUAAAUAAGUGUGCUUUGGCAGCCCAUUUUUUCUGGGGAGUUUGGGCUUUGAUACAGUCAAAAUAUUCCGCUAUAGAUUUUGACUAUUUAGACUAUGCCAUAAUGAAAUUGAAUGAGUACUUUGCAAGGAAGGAAGAAUUUUUAGCACUUUGAAAUAAUGUAGGGUUGACAAUAUUUUUAUGGUAGAGGAUUUAAAUUAUAUUUUUAAUAUCAAAUAUUUUAUUUUGUUUUACACUCUUCUAGAGGAGUUUCUUUUUUACUGAUAUUUGUUAUUCAUUUUGAGAAAGUUACAUUUUCUGAAUACAUUUUGUAUUUGUCUAUAUUUAAAAAUCUAAUAUUUUCAAUUGUGACCAUACUCAGGUAUUUGUGAAUUCUAUAACUGUGACUGCACUCUGUUAUUGUCAAGAGUAUCAUUGUAUUAAAUUAUCUGUGUUGCAUUUACAAAGUUUUCAAACUUCAUACAAAUAUCAAAAAUAUGUUUUAUUAUAAUAUUACAUUAUGAAAGAUAUAAAUACUUGUGUAAGAUUUUUUUGAGUAACACGUAAUACUGUAACAAAUUGUUUUUAUUCUCAUUGUUAUUGGUUUAAAAUCUAAAUAAAAACAUUAGUUAUUGCAUGUAGUAGUUUUAAAGUUGUAGUUUUAAGUUAAGUUGGUUGGUUGGCUUGGGAAAUGCAACUAGAAUUUUGAUUUAGCAUGGUUAGUAAACAUAUUUCAUAGCCCUUUCCUAAUAGACAGAUCAUCAUUUAGAUUGUAUAAGUUUUGGUGCUAAAGUGUUUUUAUAUCUUGUAGUAUAUGUAUCCUAUAACUAAGUCAGUAUUUACAAAAAAAAUAAUGUAAACCAUAGACAUGUUUGCUCAAUAUAUAUAUACAUGUAUAACCAGUUCCUCUUCAAUCGUUUUAUUGUUGCAAAGGGGUAAUAUGCAUGUUUUUACUUGUUUUUUAAUCUCAUAUAUCUAUAUAUUUACCAAUUUUAUGAAGAUGUUCUAAAUUCUAAACCUUGUGUCUGAUCCUUUAAUCAUCAAUUAUAUAGUGUUGACUCUUUAGAAUGUGAGGUAUUUGAUUUCACUUUCAUGCCAAAUCUUCGCCAAAAUUGAAUUGAUAUCUUCACAACAAAUAAAUACAAAAAAAAUAGUGACAAAAAAAGUUUUAUCUAAAGAUUUUUUUUAUAAAAUUAUAUUUUAAAGAAAAAAAGUCAUUCCUUAAUUAUUUCUAUCAAAAUCCUUGACUUGUUUUCCAUAAAUUGUUUCAUAUUGGUCAUGAAAAAGAUGAAAAACCAGACUAAUUUUCCAACUAUCAUUGGCUUAAUAAUUUUACUAAACCUUUUAAAUCCAUGACAUUUUUGUGGCUUCAAUAAUUUGGGUUAUUUAAUUUUCAACACCCAAUUAUAGUUGUUAUGACAAUUAGAUCAGAAAGACCUACAUCAACAUAUAUAAUUUUAAAGGUUAUGCAAAACAGUGUUUAUGUUUUUCAAAUAUUCCAUAAUUAGUGUUUUUUAUAAUAAACAAUUCCUUGAUUCAUAGCUUUUAAUUUUGUUAGUGAUUGACUUCCCUUUUUUGAAUUUUUAUACUUUUAAACCUUUACUUGUUAAACUCGUGUAGUAAUCGUUGUGAUAAGAGUGCUGUAAAUUCAGAAAUUAAUACGAGGUUUUUAUUAUUGCGAAAAAUGCGACUAAGUUGUAAACGCAAUAAUUUAAACUCGCAUUUUGAAAUAUUUUAUAUGC
Messenger RNA from Mytilus trossulus (common blue mussel), 2632 nucleotides. Its product is annotated as ethanolamine kinase 1-like. The coding region runs from base 22 to 1065 and encodes 347 amino acids. Gene Ontology annotation, cellular component: cytoplasm. The transcript is spliced from 8 exons. Gene Ontology annotation, biological process: phosphatidylethanolamine biosynthetic process. Lineage: Eukaryota; Metazoa; Mollusca; Bivalvia; Mytilida; Mytilidae. The record is from RefSeq and is a predicted model, not a curated record. Gene Ontology annotation, molecular function: ethanolamine kinase activity.